AAACCCCCGCAAAAUAUGGAAGAAGUCGACGAGAAAAUUGAGGAGGCGAUUCGAGUGAUGGAGGCGCAAAUCAAGGCAAAACGGGCGAUUUUAGAGGAGUCACUACGGGUGGUCACAGAUCCCAAGCAGAUGGAAAAUUGCAGAAAACGACGGCAAUAUAUCAAAGAAACUCUUAACUGUGAAUUAUCGAUUCCAAUCACUGAAAAUCAGAUUUUUUCCAUUGAUUUUAUCGAUUCUUCCCGUUUCGAACGCCACGUAAUCACCAGAUUCGAAGUCAAAAAUCGAUUGGAAACUGAUAUUUUAUCAAUCCAGGCGUCAAUUGGCAUUCCGAAUACAUUGAUUCGAUGGACUUUGUUUGAAAAUUCACAUUCUCCAAAUAUCCUGCAAAGUAUCAGACCGAAUUCGACAGUAGUUGUGUGCUUGGCAAUUCCAUUUUCGGCGUUUUUGGCCAGUGACACCGUAAAUCUCAUUUUCACAGGAAACCUCGUUCCAAGCAAAAGGCUACUACUUCAUCCGACCGCGUAUCCAGUAAUUGGCGCCAAUUUACGUGUUGAACCAUACCCAGAAGCCGAUUUUUCUGUGAGAAUCGAUUUUUCCGAAGCGAUCGAAGAAUUGGACGUGAAAUCAAUCGAAUUCGUUGAUGAGUCGAAAUCCACUCGAAUUAUCCAAUCACUGCUCACUGUGCUCCACCGUUUUCCUGUGCCAAUUGUUCCGGAUUUUGCCACAUUUCGCCGAGAAUUCCCUCAUUUUUCGGCUAACGAUUUCGACACGUGGCGUCUUUUUGUCGGCGCCGACAAUUUUGAUGGGCUCUUUUUGUUCACGGAGAGCAGUGAUGACGUCACUCGGUGCCACGUCAUCUCGGAGAACAGCUCAAUUUGUGAAAUGUUUUUGAGACUUCUGAAUGAGAAGUGCCAAUAAAUUAAUUUU
Caenorhabditis elegans is the source of this 927-nucleotide messenger RNA. RefSeq names its product BBS2_C domain-containing protein (gene M03C11.6). The coding region runs from base 16 to 918 and encodes 300 amino acids. The record is from RefSeq and is marked reviewed. The transcript is spliced from 6 exons. Lineage: Eukaryota; Metazoa; Nematoda; Chromadorea; Rhabditida; Rhabditidae.